Messenger RNA from Fomitopsis serialis, 1133 nucleotides. RefSeq lists its product as uncharacterized. Bases 34 to 873 code for a protein of 279 amino acids. The transcript is spliced from 2 exons. The record is from RefSeq and is a predicted model, not a curated record. NCBI's taxonomy places the organism in Eukaryota, Fungi, Basidiomycota, Agaricomycetes, Polyporales, Fomitopsidaceae.
ACAGCCCCAGUCGCGCCGCUGAAUAUCAAGAAGAUGCGUAGGAGAGGCUUAUUGAGCGGGAUUCAUCUGGUACUUCCCAAGACCCCCUUGCCACCACCAACACCAAAUCCAGGGCACACUCCGCAAACAUCCCUCACCUUCACAGCGGAGCUGGACGCGUCAGGCAGAGGCUUCCUCUUCACGCCUGUCUCUGACGAACCUAUGUCUGCUCCGAGCCCCCAAAGCACUCAGAGCCCUGUCCCAGACGACAUUGACGGAGAGACCAACGACAUUGAGCCCGAGCCGCCUGCUGCCGAGCCGUGCAGACCAGGUAGUCCGUCCUCUCGGAGCUCUGCGAGCUCGGUAUCCUCCCGUUCUUCCGCGUUAUUUAACCACGAACGCAAGCGGUCCGACACGUCUACUUGCCCAUCCUCUGUCAUGGAGGACCAGAAGCCAUUUGAAGACCCUAUUAGCCCUGCUGCGGAGGAGACCAUCAAUAUGCUCGAGUCGGAGCUGCACCGCACGGCGUUGAUGCGACGAUCGAAGUCGUUCGACCAUUCGUGCUUUGCCUGCAUGGACGACGAGCUGCUGCUCGACCCAUGGCAAGCGUUCGAUUCGCUCUGCUGGACGGCGUCGGUGGACCAAUUUCCCGACACGCACAGAGCCUUCCCACUCAGCCCUGCUGUGCCUGUCGCCAGACCACGCGCCGAUGUCCCAGAAGAUACGAUCAGCGCUAGCAUCGUGAACUUUAAGGCCCGCACAUCCCAUUUCUCCGCUGAUGAUCAGAAGUUGACGGUGGCGGCACCGGUGCGAGCCUCGAGAAUCAUCAGUCCCCUCCACAUGCACAUCUCCACACUCAAGGCCUUCAGAUUUCCCAGGCGCAAGUGCAAGUAGUCGCGUAUUAUCCGCGGACGUUACUUUACUAUCUACUAUCACAGCAUUCCUUACGACUCUUUGAUGCGUUUGCUCUUAUUCUUAGAAUCCACCCCCUCUCGCUGCAUCAUUCUCUCCAGGGCUGUGUUCUGACGCGUUGUACAGUACUGUACAGUAGAAGUACUUCCCGCCCUGAGCUGUAAGUAGCCAUUGACUAUGGACCUUAUCCGGCGGCGUGUAAGCAUGUCAGCCCGCACAAUUGAGUCGUUGACAUAUUGGAC